UGAGUUUUCCACACCAUUUUCUCGGCUGGAAAAUGCAAAUUACGAACGAACGAAAGUGUUGUCGCCUACUGAAGAAUAGGAACGUGACCGAGUCAUUGGGAAAAUAAGCAGAAUUUGUACUUUGAUUGCGGGGCUGGCGAAGAAAGUCUUGCAUCGCUUAAAUCGAGACCAACAUUUAGCAAUUUAGGAUCUGUCAAGUGUAAAGUGAUUUUUAUUAGAUGAAUAAUGUGUCACGGAAAGGCCAAAGAAGCUAAUUAAUGAGCCGGCUCCAGUGCGAUGAUUGAAUGAUGGCCCCAGUGGAGCACGCCAUGCACCACCUACCCAUGGUUUCUAUAUCCACUCCAAAACCUAUGCAAAAUGUGUGAGGCCGCGGCUCGUGUGAUUCGCUAACAUGCUAAAAAUUAACGUACAUUGCGCCUAAACGGAUUGCAUUCACCGCUAAUUGCCUACAAAUUAAAAAUUAGAAAAAAAAAAACAAAAAACAACUAGACAGUGAAACAGUGAAUUGCAAACAGCGAUUUGCAUCCGCAGCUGCGGCAUUCCGCGAGUGUUUAGCACGUCCAGCCCCCCAGGAGGAAGAGGAUGGUCACCUGCAAGGUGGACUCCCAAACCGCGGUGGCUGUUCCCAAAAUGAAUCCGGUCCGGACACGCGGAAAGCCCGCCGGCAGCAACAGCAAUAGCAAUUCUUCCGGCUUUCGGCUCCUGGACGGCGACCAGCUCGAAAACAAUUCGAGUGUCAGCCGCAACUCGAUCUACAAACUGAAGAUCGAUCUCAUGUUCGACGAUUCCAGAUCCAUGCGAAGCAGCCGCCUCGACGAUCCCCGGGGAUCGCAUCGCACUCGCUCCAUCAUCAUGUAUGGGCGCAGUGAGUUGGCCAGCACAUCGGGGGACACGCCCCGCUCCCUCAGCAGUUUCCUGCAGGAGAACGGGCAGUCGGCCAAGGUGCUGGCCGAGGCGGCCAAGAAGGACGUGCAGCGGAUCAGCAACAGCGUGCAGGCCCAGAUCGAGCAGAUGUUCACGGACGUGGCCAAGGACGCGACCAGCAGCUUCGAGGUCACCUGCCUGGGAUCGCUGCCGCUGAAGGACAAGGUGACCAGUCUGCAGGGUCUGCAGGAGCCACUGCGGCAGCUGUACCUCAGUGAGGUCACCAAUAAGCACAAGCUCAACUCCGGAUCGCUGGAUAUCUGUGCCACCGGUCUGAGGGUGAAGGUCAGCGCCCUGGCCAUCUCAAGUGGUGCGGGUGCUACGGAGGAGAGCGAUGCCCUCAUCACUCCCUUUCACAACAUUGCCGUUUGGUCGGCUGUGAAGUUCGUCAUAUCGGAUGAUGAUGGUGGCGCCGCCUUCUUGCCCCUGAUCACCGAUCCCGAGAACAUUGACAAGACUGCCCUGUUCCAGCCACUGAGCUCCAGCGAGAAGCUGGCGGUGGAGCACAGCAUCCAUGUGCACGCGCCCAUCUUCGCGGUGGUCAUGCGCUCGGCCAGUUCGCCCAAGGUGCUCGAGUGCCAUGGAUUCAUCUGCAAGAGCACCGAGGACGCCAUCGUGAUUGCGGCCACUCUGUACCAGAGCCUUAUGGCCCACGUGAGCACCAGUUCGCGGCGUAACACCCAGCGGAGGACUCCGCGCCAGCAGAACGGGGUUAGCUGCAUCAGCAUCGCCAGUAGUUCAGCCUUGGCCAGCUCCAACUAUCUGUCCCGCUCCCAGAUAAUCCCCAGUGCCUGUGGGCGGCGCAGCUCCUUCCGCGGAAGCACCGGAGGGGGUGGUGGUGCUCCAUCCCGAUCUGGACGGAAGAAAAGGGUCUCCAAUAGCUCCUUGAGCUCGCACAGUAAUGUGAUUAACGAGACUGCCGAGCUGGAAACCUCGACGGAGGAGCGUAGGCGCAAGUCGCACAAGUCGAAGCGGGCUCCUCCAGUUCCCACGACGGUUCCUGGUUCCGGAGCUCACCGACCCGGCGGCGGAGGACCUUCCCGGAAUGGCAGCAUAGUAUGCGGCAAUGGUCACGUGAACCGACUGCACCAGAACGCUCAUCCUGGCAAGAAGUCUUCGGAACUACCUUCGGGAUGUGGGGAUGUGGCUCCCGCCAACGGAGACAUCCUUACAAGGGUAGCCAUUCCCAGAUCCGGCAGCUUCCUCAACACCGGAGGAUUGACACGUUAUAAAUCCCGGGCAGCGAGACGUCAUUCAGGCAAACUGGGAGGCGGAGGAGGCGGUGGAGGAGGGUUUGGCCUGGUUGAUUGGCAUCGCUUGAAUUGUGCUUCUAGUUCCCCACUUGGUUUCAGCGAACUGUUUAACGAAUUUCGCCUGCACGAGAACCUCCACUCGCUGGACGACAUCCUGUACGCCAUCAUCGACGCCGAUGGCAUGUCCUUCAACGACCUGAAGCCCAUCUACAAGGAGUUCCUGCUCAAGCUGGCCGUCACGCUCACCCAGGACGAGCUCUUCCAGCGCUCCAAGAACAUCAUGCGGCGCCAAAAGAAGAAGAAACAGAAGCGCAAGGCCAGCGUGAAUGGGUCGCAGAAGAAGACAAAGAGCAGCUUUUUCGGCACCAAGAGUCUGAAGAAGGUCUUUCAGCUGGGUCAGUUCCGCUCGUGCCGCGGCAAAUUGACCAAACCGGCGGUGAAGGAGUCCACCCUGGAUAGCCAGCGCAAGCGUCAGAUCAGUCCGCCCAUCAUCAUCGGACCGCCCAUCAGCCACAGCCACGCCCAGCAGCAGCACCAGCGGAAUAGGGCGGCCACCAGUGGCUCCGAUGUCUCCGUGGUGCGGAACGAGCACACCCAGGGACUCAACCGAAACAGCAGCAGUGGAUACGUCUCCUGCUCGGAGUGCAGCUACGACUCCGAGUCCUGCGCCUGUGCCUCCGCCGAUCGCUGCUACUGCAGCCUGCGUACGGAGCACCUGAACCACAAGCUGCGUCAGAAGAACGAGCGCAACAUGGCCCUGGCCACGCCCACCCGGAAGCCCGCCAACGGAGGUGUCCUGCCCCAGAACGUGGCAGGUGCUACCGGCACCAACCGGCACUCGCUGAUCUCUUGCCGCUCCGACGACAAGUGCUACUGCUCCAUGGUGGAGGAGGAGCCGCCCAGCUCAAUGGAGCGGGAUUCGGCCAACAACACGCACACGGAGACGACCACGUCCUGCGACUCGGACAGCUGUGUGAGCGCCAGCAAGUGCUACUGCAAGCGGACCCAUCGCCGGCAGCGAUCCUCGGCAGCGGCGGCCAUCAGCGAGGAUUCACUUUCGCAGCAGCAGCGCAAAUCCCGGCCAGGAAACGCGGGAGCUGGAGCUGCACGCAAGGGCAAGCCCUCGGAGAAGUUGGGCCUGGACUACGAGCUCUUCAGUAUCAGCGGAAGUGGCCAGUCGGUGCAGCCCCACGAGGCACUCAGCGUGAAGAAGAGUGUGGAGGCGGCGGCGGUGUUCGCGGACAUGAAGCUCAGCCAGACGACAGACAUCAAGAGCCUGUGCCCGCCGAAGGGACCGGGCUCGCGGGUGGGCAACGGCAGCUGCCGAUCGCACGCCUCCUCCAGGAGGUCCUCGUACCGCACCCGCGAGUCCUUCAGCACGGAUCGCUUAAGCGGAGGACUGCCGCUUCCAAUGCCCCUGAGCAAGGGCGUGGGAUUGGGCGGAGUGGGCGGUGGGAGCGCCGACAACCUGCUGGCCAACCUCAAGGCCAUGGAGGCCAGGGCCGCCUCCAUUCGCAGCAGCGCCAGCAGGAGCCGCAUGGGCAGCUAUCAGUCGAUGCGGGCGGUUAGCGCCUCCCUGGAGGACUCGCUGGGGUACUUGCCAUAGACCAGGAUGUGGGAUCCGACACUCGUCCGUUACGAUGUACAUAGCUCAUAAGAUUACACCUAAAGGAUAUACUUAUAUACUCGUAAACCUAUUAUCCCUCGUAAGGCUUAUGUUUCCCAAGACAAUGGUCGCGCUUUUCAUAUACAGGUGACUAAUUAUCUUGUGAAACGUAAUCAUAUGUAGCCCUAAGUACCUCCUAUAGAACAUCCAGUGUGACUUUAUCUCUAAGAUCCUAUCCGUAGAAAUCGAGGUGCAAUAUGAAGACCAACCAUUUGGGAAAACACGAGUCCCACUUAUUUAAAGCAGUGCAAUAUUUAUAACUAAUGUUAAAAAUAAAAACUAUUUCUU
Molecule: messenger RNA, 4131 nt
Organism: Drosophila suzukii
Lineage: Eukaryota; Metazoa; Arthropoda; Insecta; Diptera; Drosophilidae
Source: RefSeq, a predicted model, not a curated record